Molecule: messenger RNA, 2429 nt
Organism: Porites lobata
Lineage: Eukaryota; Metazoa; Cnidaria; Anthozoa; Scleractinia; Poritidae
Source: the annotation of a GenBank genome assembly
AUGCAUGAACAAGAAUGUCGACAGGAUACAUACCCUUUGGGCAUGGAAAAUGGCAACAUCUCUGAUGAAAGGAUCACUUCCUCUUCAGAAAGAAUUAUCACUUAUCGCGCCUAUCAGGGUAGACUGCACUCCAAAAAAGGUGGAGCCGGAAAAGAUUCUUGGGUAGGUGGUAGAAAAGAUACCAGUCCAUGGCUCCAGGUUGAUUUAGGCAGUCAGUUUACCAGAGUAACUGGUGUAGCGACACAAGGAGGUAACAAGAGGGACUGGUGGGUCUCAGAAUACAAGCUGCUGCACAGCCUGGAUAACGAAGAGACAUCUUACUUUCAAUUCUAUGUGGAAGAAGGACAGAAUGUUAAGGUAAAAAUUAAUGUAUGGUAGAACUGGCAAGAAAAAAACUUGUUAUACAAUAUUGCUGAAAAUGAGUUGAAUAGCGACGUUGCGCGUUUUACCACCCACGAAAAAAACCUUGCAACCUUAUUUGUCUCAAGACAGGUUCGAACGAGGGUAGUAAAACCCGCAACAUCGCUAUUCAAUUCGUUUUUCAGCAGUGUUGCAAAACAAGUUUUCCUUUUUUGCUGCCCGUUUUACUGCAGCUUUACAUUAAUUAAUUGAGGCUCAAGUUAUUACUACAGCAACUGUUAAACUAGCUAGUAUAUAUUGUUAGGGGAAAAGUAAUUAAUAUAUAACUUUGCAGUUCUUUGAUGCCUAAAAACGAUAACUAACUAUUAUAUUACUAACUACUACUUUUAUUUCCAUUUUUUUGAAGCACCAUUCCCAAAAGGCUACUAUUAUUAAAUUUCACUUUCCAUGAUAACUUUUUCACUCUUCAUUUCUCUUGUAGUCAUUAAUAUAUAUUGUGAGUAACAGUACUGAAGAUAACUUGAUUAAUCAGUCAUAUUUAAUUGGUUCAGACAAAGCUUACAUAUUACAUUUCUUUUGUUCUUGCUCAGCAACACGCCAAGAACGACCCUUGCUAAGUUUCAACUGCAGUUUAUGUUUAAUAUUAUUGGGGAUUUAUUGCCCCGGGCCAGAAACUCAAGAGGCAUUAUUUUAGUCCCUGGUGGAUGUAUUUACAUAUCGAAUUCCCUGAUGGAUUUAACGCCCUCCUCGUUCUGCAUAAUUCUUCUUAUCAUACUCCAGAUACUCAGUCUCAUUCAAAUCUUUUUAAACUAUAUAGACAGGAAAAGGUUCGUUUAAAGACAUUGCUCAUUGUUUUCCUCAAUAGUUAUUUAGUCGUUGUGACACUAAGGACAGUAUGUUGACUGACUAUACUGCUAAUUAUAAAUCGUUGUCCGAUCAUAUUGCUGAUCCAUGCUGCUGUGGUUGGCCUUUUACUAUAAAAGAGUGCCAAUGUACUAAUCGCCGAUGGUGGUUCAUUAUGGUGCUAGUAGUGACCUCACACAAACCGUAGAAAGAGCGCCGAAUACUCAGUUAAGGGAGCUUAAGCAACGAUGUCGACGACGCAAAUUUCCCUUUCAUAAACUGUCGCUGCCAUUUUUAAGACACUUAGAAAAUUUUUGACCUGCCAUUGAGAGCGUUUCUAUUAAAAAGAAAGAGAAUCGCAACCCAGAGAGAACCCGGACCUUUCGUAUCCUAUUAGCUAAUCUCUCUCCCUAGCUACUACACUACGACACCGAUCUGUCAACAUUCCGAAAAAUUUAAGUACAUAAAUACCAAAAUUUCUUAAAUAACUGAUACAUCAAUAACAGGUGACCCUAGCCCUUUCCAAAACUUUUAACGUAAAUUCAACCUGGUUUUCAGCGUCGUUUUUUCUAACACUAUUCAAAAACGUAUUAUUCGCCUUCGUGUAACGUAAUCCAGGGAAUAUAUUACAUAUAUCAUGACUAAAGGCUUGGUUACCAAUGGGUUGCAUCGACCGUUAAAAAUGGCAACGACUGUUUGCGAAGGGGAAAUACGUGUCAGCGACAGCAGUAAAAACUUGAAAGGUUUUCGUUUUUCAAACUUUGUCAUCAUGAUCCCAACUCGCUUUCAAUGUCGGAUGUUGAAUUUCUCUGUAGCUAUAUUCUUGGUGGCUUCCCCAUUUUUAAUACGAGAAAGAAAAAUUCGCUGUGGUAUGUCAGUUCGAACUGGUACAGUAAAGGCAACGAACUUUUCCAAAUAGUGUGGUUCACGUGCAAAUUUGAGCCCAUUCCGUUGUUUGAACUUCUCGUUGCUGUCACCGUCAUAGUUGUUUAAAGCUCCGAGGUAUGACUGCAAGUAUAUUUUGGUGUUAUAAAACCCUUGUCUUAAGCCAGUCUAUCCUUAAUUUGCAGAUAUUUGAUGGGAACAGUGACAGUAACACUGUUGUUCGUCAUAACCUGACCAAAGUUAUUACGGCCCGUUACAUUCGCUUUCAACCGACCGUUUGGCACGUACUAGCAUCAAUGAGAGUUGAGCUAUAUGGCUGUUUUGGUAAUGUAUCUGAAUAA